Molecule: messenger RNA, 717 nt
Organism: Blastomyces gilchristii SLH14081
Lineage: Eukaryota; Fungi; Ascomycota; Eurotiomycetes; Onygenales; Ajellomycetaceae
Exons: 1
Coding region: 1-717 (238 amino acids)
Source: RefSeq, a predicted model, not a curated record
AUGGCUGUCGCAGUAGAGAGUGCUGUCUUGGAUGCCCUCUCUUUCAAUACAAUCAAGACCUUCGAAGAACAGGAAAAGGAGGUGGACAAGGCGACCUUGACAGCUAUCGCGGAUAUCUUUGUCAGGCACAGCAUGCAUAUGAAGCUAGGAGUCGGGCUUCUCCAUCGCCACGACACACUCCAAGACAGAACUGUGAUGUUUCACGAGGUCCGGUCCCCCGAGUCUGAUAUCUGCAUCCCAAAGACUAUUUCGAGCGUCGACAUGGACAAGAUUGCGCCGAACUCGUGGUUCCUCAACCGAAAUGGAAUGUUCCAGGCAUUCGAGUACGAUGCCAGCGGCGAGGCAACUCAGAUCGACACAGCUUUCGCUUCGGACCUUGCCGAGUUUCUCAAAGCUCACAGCCUCGAGAAACGGUUCUCGAUCAUCCCGAACUGUGCAGACAGAGAAGACUUCGUUGAGUUCACACAUCCUAGUGGACGCGGCACCAUCAGUGUCCCUCUUCGCCUUACCCCCGAAGAAGAGAUUAAGGCGAGUGAACCUGUCAUCACUGGAUGGAGCUUCCAUGUCAAUGAACACGGGAUUGUUGAGUGCAAGGGGAAUAACGUCUGUGCCCCUAUGAACUCUGGCAAUCACAAGGUGUUUCGGGAUUCGAAGCCCUACACUGAGCAUGAAGUCAAGGUUAUGCCCCGGUUAGAUGCUGCCGGAGAAGAGUCUUAG